AUAAAAUAAUACAAAAAAACAUAAUAAUUAAAAACAAAAAUUAUAAAAAUUGUACAAAUGACAGAACCACCUGCACCUGUUGAGAUCAAAUCUUCACAAAUAAACCGCUCAGUAAUACCACCGGCUGGCGAUGGCGAAAAUGUGCCAUUCUCGCAACGUGAACUCGAGUUGUUGUAUGAAGAAAUUUGUAAGGAUCGCAAGAAGAAAGAAGAUUGGCGCGAUGAUAGUCGGCAUCCGAGCUAUAGGAGAUUUACAGUGCCUUAUCACUUCAAGUGUCGUGAUCGCUAUCAUAAGACUAAAAAGGAGUAUGAGGAGCAAUUUCAACGUGAAAUCAGUCUGUUAAUGAAUAACCUGAACACGGCCUACGAAGCGGCGCGUUUCAAUCGCCAUUUAUGCAUUACCACCUUGUGGCCGCCACUGCACAAUCGUGCUGAACUUAUCCACACACAACGCUACUACUUCCGCCUGCGAUCCGAACAACGCCGACGUUUAAAUCAGAUUAUUGCUACCAAUUUUCAAUAGUCAAGGUUGCACUUAAAGCGACUUACAACAACAAUUUCAUAUACAUUUAUACAGAAAUUGCUUAACGGAUUUUUAAAUCUAUACAAACCUGUUGUUCGGUUAACCAAUGGAUCAUCUAGCCAAGAAAUAUAUUUGUUUGUAUGUGUGUUCUAUAAAACAAGUUUUCGAUUUAUUUUUCGCAAAGGCUGACUAAAGGCUGGAUCCAGUUUUAUUUUAUAUGUUUAUAGAUGCAGGUUGUUUGUAUAAUGAAUGUAUGGACAAUGGGACUAUUGAAUUAUGUCGUGAUAUUCGUAAGACGCUUUGAAACUUCAGCACAGAGAUUGCACGAUUACGGAACUUCGUGCCCAAAAUCGAUGGUAGCAUAGGUGGUAAACAUGAUGCAUCAUUCCAUACAAGCUCUUUAAAAUCUAGGCCCUAAAAUGCUUUUACAAAAUUCCCAACAUAGUAUUUAAAAAAAGGCCAAUAAGUCAAUAGAAAUAUGGGAAGUUAAGUAGCAGUGUAGGAAAUUCACAUCUGUUUAAGGACAAUUUCGUAAUCGUAGAAUUAUUGA
Molecule: messenger RNA, 1072 nt
Organism: Bactrocera tryoni
Lineage: Eukaryota; Metazoa; Arthropoda; Insecta; Diptera; Tephritidae
Exons: 3
Coding region: 58-522 (154 amino acids)
Source: RefSeq, a predicted model, not a curated record